UUACACAUUAGUGCUUUGAUAUAAACAUUCAUUUUGAUAGUUAAAAAGUAUUAACAGCGAGUUUAUGCUAUUUUUAAGGGGAAACGGUGGCUGAACUUUAUAUCCCAGCAUUCUUUGCCUAUUUGCCGUAUUCGAUCCGUAGUGUCGCAAAUCAUAACAAACCACAGAGGCCGCUUCUCUAAAUAUAGAGCAAGUUUUACUUUGUCAGCAUGCUGUUCGCGUCCUUUAUAAAUAAUAUUUGUUGAAUUUCAGGUAAGAUUAUUCAAUUAUGGAAAUUACCGCUGCUAGAUCAACGUUUUAUGGUGACAUCGGUCACUGGGCUGACCGUACGCCGGUGCAUGAGGCUGCGUCUCAGGGUCGAGCUCUGCAGUUAAAGCAGCUGAUAGAAGCAGGAGCAUCAGUUAAUAUCGUAACUGUGGAUAACUUCACACCUUUGCACGAUGCCUGCAUCCAAGCCCAUCCAAACUGUGUUCAAAUACUGCUUGAGGCAGGAGCUCAGGUGGAUGUGCGCACCAUCCAUGGAAGUACUCCUCUCUGUCACGCCUGCGCUGCUGGCAGCAUAGAAAGUGUCAAGCUACUGGUAGAUCAAGGAGCGUCGGUCAACCCUUCCCUGACCGCCCUUACGGCUUCCCCCCUCCAUGAGGCCUGUAUUCGAGGUAACCCAGACUGUGUGAAGCUUAUGAUAGCUAAGGGAGCGCUGCUGGAGGCCUUUGACAUUUAUUUUGGGACGCCAUUACAUGCUGCCUGUGCUAAAGCUCACUUUGACUGUGCCCUACUGCUGCUCAAUGCAGGUGCAAAGGUGAAUGCCACCAGGUUCCAUGAGACGGCACUACAUCAUGCGGCGAGAGCCGAGAGAGAGGACCUGGUGGAGUUGCUGGUGGAGUUCGGUGGAGAUGUCAACAUAAGCGAUAACAUGGGUCACAAACCUAGAGACUACACAAAAAAUGAAUCUCCUGCUAAUCUCAGUCUGCUGCACUAUGAGAGUAACCCUCUCUCUCUGCAGCAGCUGUCCCGUAUCGUCUUGAGGACUGUGUUGGGCACCAGAGCUCUAGAGCUGGUUACCAAACUGGACAUUUCACAGCGCAUCAUUGAUUACCUCACUUAUAAAUCAUAGAUAUGUUCCCCAGAAGACAUUUAAAAAAAAAAAAUACUGUUUACUUGCUGGACUGUUGUUUGUAAAGUCUUAAAUUCGUGAGCUGAGUGACGCAUUUAACUUUGUGUGUGUCUAAUUGUGUUAAUAAUGAUGAAUGUGCUACAUUGCCUUGAAAUAAUUUUCAAUGUAAAUGUACUAUUAUUUUUUGUCAUAUUGCCUUUGGCUGUCAACCAGGCCCCCUGAAACUGGAUCCCAUGAAAACGUUUAGCUAUUAAUUUCUUCAAAUUUCUGUCUAUUAACCAUUGUUAAUGUUCUUGAUUAUUGUAAAGUGUUAUCUGGUUUGCCGUGCCCCAUGGUCUGUAAAGGUUAAAAACUCGGAUGAACUGACA
Molecule: messenger RNA, 1482 nt
Organism: Pimephales promelas (fathead minnow)
Lineage: Eukaryota; Metazoa; Chordata; Actinopteri; Cypriniformes; Leuciscidae
Gene: asb13a.1
Product: ankyrin repeat and SOCS box containing 13a, tandem duplicate 1
Biological process (GO): protein ubiquitination; positive regulation of protein catabolic process
Molecular function (GO): protein binding
Source: RefSeq, a predicted model, not a curated record